AUGGCUUACCGGAUUUUUUCUCAUCGGACAGGCCUCGCGAUUGCGGCAGGAUGCUUCCUAUUCUCGGCUUUAGCCGCGGCUAACGUUCGUCCGGAGGACAUGUCUGUUAGCCAGAUCGAGGAACAGCUGCAGAAUUGCCCUCUUGUUGAAUCUCUCAAUCAGCACAAACAGGCUACAGCCCCAGAAACUGCGAGCUUAACUGCCCAGAUAUUCGCUGUUCUCUUUCCGGGGAGCCCUGCCGUGAACGCCCUGCUCGCGACGCUGUACAUUUCCGGUCCUCCCAACUUCCUUCUUGCAUUAUGUCCACCCAACAUCGAUCCCUCCUCUCUGUCCGUAAUGGUCGCUUUCGCCGUCGGCGGAUUACUGGGCGACACCCUGUUCCACCUUCUCCCAGAGAUUUUCCUUGGUGAAGACUCCCCCGAUCACGUCAGUUUUGUAAUGGUUGAACCGAAUAAGAACCUUCUCCUCGGUCUAGGGAUCAUGGUUGGAUUCUUUACCUUUGUUGCAAUGGACAAGACGUUGCGCAUUGCAACGGGCGGCGAAGGGGGCCACGACCACUCGCACGGACAUUCGCACACAGAAGUAUCCUCUGCAUCCACAAGCGGUGCGGAGACUGGUAAGGUCGGUGAUCUGAAGCAGCGCAAGUCGAACAACAAGUCCGUCGAACCUGCUUCCGACCCCUCUCACGAGGAGAAGGAAAUCAACCCCAGCGUUAAGCUAGGCGGAUACCUCAACCUGAUUGCUGAUUUCACGCACAAUAUCACGGAUGGUCUGGCCCUUUCUUCUUCAUUUUAUGCCUCGCCUACCCUCGGUGCAACCACCACUGUUGCCGUGUUCUUCCACGAAAUCCCGCAUGAGGUCGGUGACUUCGCUUUGCUCAUUCAGUCUGGCUUCUCAAAGCGCAAGGCUAUGGGUGCUCAGUUCGUCACCGCCAUAGGCGCAUUCCUGGGCACCUGCAUUGGAAUCGCGGUGCAGGAGUUUGGCGGAAGCGGCGCUGUGCUGGAGGAUGCGCCUGCUUCUGGUCUUUGGGGCACUAGCCUCACCUGGGGUGAUAUGCUGCUUCCCUUUACCGCGGGAACUUUCCUAUAUGUUGGAACAGUGGCUGUCAUUCCUGAGUUGCUGGAGACUGGAAAGAACAAGGGCGCCGAGGUACGCAAGACCAUUACUCAGUUCUUGGCCAUUGCUCUCGGUGCGGGAAUCAUGCUUGCUAUCUCUUGGCAUUGA
Molecule: messenger RNA, 1224 nt
Organism: Penicillium longicatenatum
Lineage: Eukaryota; Fungi; Ascomycota; Eurotiomycetes; Eurotiales; Aspergillaceae
Product: Zn(2+) transporter YKE4
Exons: 4
Coding region: 1-1224 (407 amino acids)
Biological process (GO): zinc ion transmembrane transport; intracellular zinc ion homeostasis
Cellular component (GO): membrane
Molecular function (GO): zinc ion transmembrane transporter activity
Source: RefSeq, a predicted model, not a curated record